Messenger RNA from Neltuma alba, 1389 nucleotides. RefSeq names its product heptahelical transmembrane protein 4-like. NCBI's taxonomy places the organism in Eukaryota, Viridiplantae, Streptophyta, Magnoliopsida, Fabales, Fabaceae. Gene Ontology annotation, cellular component: membrane. The record is from RefSeq and is a predicted model, not a curated record. Gene Ontology annotation, biological process: response to hormone. The coding region runs from base 1 to 1389 and encodes 462 amino acids. The transcript has 6 exons. Gene Ontology annotation, molecular function: signaling receptor activity.
AUGACGUUUGAGAGACAUGAAACAGAGUUGAGAGGGCAUAACAAAGCAGGUGCCACGUGGUCACCUUUCUUGUUGAGGGUUUACGUGUUUCUCAACGAGCUCCUCAAAAUCGGGCAAUUCGUUUCAGGUUCUUUUCUGUGCUCUUUCCUCGCAUAUUUGGGCUUCAUUAAUAAGGUGUUCCUCCAUCUGGCAACAGGGUCUUGCGGAUCAAUGGAGGACCGCCGGGCUUGUUCAGUGGCGGAAGGGAAAGGGAAAAGGUUGUGGAAGAAGGUGAAGUACCAGCUUGUUGAGUAUCAUUCCUUGCCUGGUUAUUUGAGAGACAAUGAGUACAUUGUGGGUCACUAUCGAUCUGAGUGGCCCAUGAAGCAAGUCUUACUCAGCAUAUUCUCCAUCCAUAACGAAACUCUAAAUGUUUGGACACAUUUGAUCGGGUUCUUCCUAUUUCUAUCAUUGACGAUCUGCACCGCAAUGAAAGUACCAAAAGUCGUAGAUCUUCAUUCUCUACAGCACUUUCCUGAGAUGCUCAAGAAGGCCGACAUGAGCAAAUUGCAAGCAGAACUCUUGACAUGCCUCCCUUCCAUGCCUGAUCUGCACAGACUCAGGGAAGAUUUCAAAACUACAUUGCCCACACUGGACAUGCUUCCAUCAAUCUCAAGCUGGCAUGUAAAGGAAAUUCUUUACAAUUGUUUGCCAGAGCGAUUUUCCAGUAGCAACUACACUGAUGUUUGUGUUCUGUAUAGCGUAAAAGAGGACUUGGCCAACAUAAUAGCUCCAUUGAUGCUGAAACCUAUUACGAGGCUGCCAUUUUUUGCAUUCUUAGGAGGAGCCAUGUUUUGCUUGCUAGUAAGCAGUGUGUGCCAUCUCGUCUCUUGCCACUCGGAGCGGCUUUCAUACAUCAUGCUCAGGCUUGAUUACGCUGGCAUUGCAUCCCUAAUAUGUACUUCCUUCUUCCCCCCCGUGUAUUACUCUUUUAUGUGCUAUCCCUUCUUCUGCAACUUGUACUUGGGUUUUAUAACUCUGUUAGGCAUUGCCGCGACCCUUGUUUCUCUGCUCCCCUUCUUUCAAAAGCCCAAAUUCCGAGCCUUCCGAGCUUCCCUUUUCUGUGGCAUGGGUCUGUGUGGCCUAGGACCGAUUCUGCAUAAGCUUUAUCUGUUCUGGGGCGAGCCUGAGGUGUUCCACACAACUGGGUAUGAGAUUCUGAUGGGUCUUUUCUAUGGAGCCGGGGCUCUUGUUUAUGCCGCUAGGAUCCCUGAAAGAUGGAUGCCUGGCAAAUUCGACAUUGCCGGCCACAGCCACCAACUCUUCCAUGUAUUGGUCGUAGCAGGGGCAUACAGUCACUAUCGUGCCGGAUUAGUAUAUCUCAGGUGGCGUGACCUGCGAGGCUGUUGA